Messenger RNA from Miscanthus lutarioriparius, 2706 nucleotides. Lineage: Eukaryota; Viridiplantae; Streptophyta; Magnoliopsida; Poales; Poaceae. The record is from the annotation of a GenBank genome assembly.
AUGUCAGACCUCGCUUCCACCUGUAAGGAUAAACUUGCGUAUUUUAGAAUAAAGGAGCUCAAGGAUAUCUUAAAUCAGCUGGGGUUACCGAAGCAAGGAAAGAAGCAGGACCUUGUUGACAGGGUAUUGGCAAUAUUAUCAGACGAGCAAGGUCAACGCCAUCAUGGAUGGGGAAGGAGAAAUGCUCCCACAAGGGAGGCGGUGGCAAAAGUUGUUGAUGACACAUUCAGGAGCCACAGUCGAUCAGAUUUCAAUCAUUUCAGGCCCAAAGAGGAAUCUUCUGACUUCUACCAUGUAGAGGCUAAGGUCCGCUGCCUUUGCAAUAGCACAAUGCUAAAUGACAAUAUGAUCAAGUGCGAAGAUGGCAAAUGCCAGGUUUGGCAGCAUAUUACCUGCGUACUCAUUCCAGAUAAGCCCACGGAGGGUGCUGGCCCUGAUAUUCCACCUCAUUUUUAUUGUGAAUUGUGCCGACUGAGCCGGGCAGACCCGUUUUGGGUGACUACAGGAAAUCCAUUACUACCUGUGAAAUUUAUGUCAUCUGGUGUUGGAAAUGAUGGAGCAAGUGUACCUCAAAUUGUGGAGAAGACCUUCCAACUUUCCCGAGCAGAUAGAGAAACAGUCCAGAGACCAGAAUAUGAUCUCCAGGUUUGGUGCAUUCUUAUAAAUGACAAAGUCCAGUUCAGGAUGCAAUGGCCUCAAUAUGCAGAAUUGCAAGUGAAUGGUAUUCCUGUACGAGUAAUGACCAGGCCCGGUUCUCAGUUACUAGGGAUAAAUGGACGGGAUGAUGGACCACUGGUAACCACAUGCAGUAGAGAAGGGAUCAAUAAAAUUAGCUUAUCAAGAGUUGAUGCCCGAACCUUUUGCUUUGGAGUUCGAAUUGUUAGGAGGAGGACUGUUCCUCAGGUAUUAAACUUGAUCCCAAAGGAAGGUGAAGGGGAGUCUUUUGAGGAUGCUCUUGCUCGUGUCCGUCGCUGUCUUGGAGGUGGAGGUGCUACAGACAAUGCUGAUAGUGAUAGCGAUCUGGAAGUGGUUACUGAAUCUGUUACGGUCAACCUUCGUUGCCCUAAUAGUGGAUCCAGAAUGAGGAUUGCUGGAAGGUUCAAGCCUUGUGUUCACAUGGGCUGUUUUGAUCUUGAAACUUUUGUGGAAUUGAAUCAACGCUCACGCAAGUGGCAAUGCCCAAUAUGUUUAAAGAAUUACUCUCUCGAGAACUUGAUGAUCGAUGCUUAUUUCAAUCGGAUUACUUCUUUGUUGCACAAUUGCAGUGAAGAUGUUAAUGAGCUUGAUGUUAAACCUGAUGGGUCAUGGCGUGUGAAGGGUGAUGCCGCUACCAGAUAUCUAUCUCAGUGGCAUAUCCCUGAUGGUACUCUUUGUGACUCAAAGGAAGAUACAAACCCUGGUGUCACAAGUGUUAAUGAGUUCAAGAGAGAGGGUACUUCUGAUGGACAUAGAACUUUGAAAAUUAAAAAAAACCCUAAUGGAUCAUGGCAGGUUAGCAGUAAAGCAGAUGAUAAAAAACCUGUAGUUAGACAUCACAUCCAAAACAUCAAUGGGUUCUCAACACCAAACAUGCCUAUUAUCAGUAGCCCCACUGGGAGUUACCGAGAUGGCGAAGAUGCAAGUGUGAACCAAGAAGGGGGUGGUAUUCAAUUUGAUAUAGCAUUGAACCAAGAGUUUGACAGUUUUGCACAUAACUUUGGUCAGACAGACAAUACAGAGGAUAGACAACAACAGCCACAACAUAAUGCUGCAGAUGUCAUUGUUCUUAGUGAUUCUGAUGAAGAAAAUGACCCGAUUGUUCGCCCGCCACCUGUCUAUGCAAAUACUCCUACAAAUGGUGACAGUUUUCCUUUCGUCACUGAUGCUCCCGGAACUGGAUAUCCUGAAAGGUACCAGGAGGAUGCUGGCAUUGGUACAAGUGGCCUUGGUUUAUUGAGCAACAAUACUGGUGAUUUUGAAAUAAAUAACUGGCAAAUGCAUUCUUAUCCACAACCAGAGCAAGGGUUCCAGUUUUUUGGGACUGAUACUGAUGUUGGCAAUCCUUUUGUUGGUCCACAUAAUUCCUUUAAUAUUGCACCAGAAGACUACUCACUUGACUGUAAUGUUGGCAUAGAGGAUCCCUCUGCAGCUCACGAUGUUUCAAUUUGCCGAAACAGUAAUGAUGUGCAUGGAAGCUUGGUUGAUAACCCAUUGGCUUUAGCAGGCGAUGAUCCAUCUUUGCAAAUUUUUCUUCCAAGUCAACCUUCCACUGUUCCCCUUCAGGAAGAACUAAGUGAGCGUGCUAAUACUCCAAAUGGAGUCCACCCUGAUGAUUGGAGGAUAUCUCUUACGCUUGCGGCCGGUGGAGGGGGUAAUGAAGAGUCUACAAGUGUUGAUGGUCUAAAAUCACAGCCAAAAGUUCCAUCGAAAGAGGCAGGAGUCGAACCUUUACUUGAUGCUGCUUCUGCUCUCCCAAGCAUGAACAGAUGUAAUGGAUCUAAUCUAAAUCCAAGAAGGAUUGAAAAUAUAUUUUCUCAUCCUCGCCAACCGCGAAUCUUGAUUUUUACUGUGGAGGGCUAUCAGGUUAUUGUGGUUGAUACAAAGAGACACCAGUGUGGAUGCUUUGUUGCAUUAAACCUGAUUGCAGUUUGUGAUUCAAGUAGCCGACGGGUAAUUGAACAUGCUGAAUACUGCAUUGGAGAUGAUUUCCAAUGCCCCAUGAAAUAA